AUGGAAUCGGAGGGGGUGGGCGGGAAAGGAGCGCGCGUGGAGAAAAGCUGGAGAAAGCUUUCCACGGGCAAAGAGGAAGAAGAGGGGGAAGAAAGAGAAAGGAGAAAUGAGCGGUCGGUGGAAAAGCAACCGCGUCCGAAAAGGGGAAGAGAAGAGAGAGGGGAUAUCACGGAAGACGAUGAAGAUGAAGCCCAAAGGAAGGAGGGAAGAGAGUCGAGGGGCUGGCAGGAAAGGUGUGAAAUUUGCCAAGCGGCACUAGUGGUUGCGCAGCUCAGCAGCCGUCACCACCGCGCAGAAAAAGCUGACGGCCAGGAGCGGACUAGCGCGGUGGGGCCGAUCUGGAGGCGGUUAUUUUGGGGCUUAACGGUGUGGAUACGGGGUGAUGACCGUGGCCACGGCACGCCAAACGAACACACCUGGGCCGAUGGUCGGUAUGAGGCCGUGCUGCUGUCCGGAAUCCACGCGCGCCGUGCCUUCUGGCUCCCCUGA
Molecule: messenger RNA, 489 nt
Organism: Penicillium argentinense
Lineage: Eukaryota; Fungi; Ascomycota; Eurotiomycetes; Eurotiales; Aspergillaceae
Exons: 1
Coding region: 1-489 (162 amino acids)
Source: RefSeq, a predicted model, not a curated record